Molecule: messenger RNA, 972 nt
Organism: Lacerta agilis (Sand lizard)
Lineage: Eukaryota; Metazoa; Chordata; Lepidosauria; Squamata; Lacertidae
Product: protein ANTAGONIST OF LIKE HETEROCHROMATIN PROTEIN 1-like
Exons: 1
Coding region: 1-972 (323 amino acids)
Source: RefSeq, a predicted model, not a curated record
AUGCGCAAGGCGACCUUCCUGGAGCUGUGCGCCCGCCUCUCGCCGGCCCUGCAGCGCCAGAAGACUCGGAUGCGGGUGCCGCUGAGCGUGGAGAAGAGGGUGGCCAUCGCCCUGUGGAAGCUGGCCACCUCCGUCUGCUACCGCGACGUGGGCAACCAGUUCGGCGUCGGCCGUUCCACCGCCGGCUCGGUGGUGCUGGAAGUGUGCCGCGCCAUCCAGAGGGUGCUGAUGCGCGCCACGGUGACCGUGGGCGGAAGCCUGGCGGCGAUCCUGGCCGGGUUUGAGGAGAUGGGCUUCCCCAACUGCGCCGGGGCGGUGGGCACCACACACAUGCCCAUCCUUUGCCCGCCAAACCAGGCAGCCGAGUACGUCAACUCCAAGGGUUACUAUUCCAUGGCCUUGCAAGCGCUGGUGGACCAUCAGGGCAAGUUCACCCACCUGAGCGCCGGCUGGCCAGGGAAGACGCACGAAGCCAAGAUCUUCAACAAGUCCACCUUGUUCAGCAAAGGGCAGGAAGGGACUCUCUUUGCCCUGGGCCCCACGGACAUCAACGGGGUCUCUGUGCCCAGGGUCAUCCUGGGCGGACCGGCCUACCCUCUCCUCCCGUGGCUGAUGGUGCCCUACACAGAAGACCUGGACGGCGCCAAGGAGGCCUUCAACGCCACCUUGAGCCGGUGCCAGGAGCCCUUGGAGGAGGCGUUCAGCCGGCUGAAGGGCCGCUGGCGGUGCCUGACGGGCCGCAACGACUGCGCGGUGGAGAACCUGCCCCGCCUCAUCUCGGCCUGCUGCGUCCUGCACAACAUCUGCGAGGAGAAAGGCGAGGCCUACGAGGAGACGUGGGAGGCCGAGGCCAAGCAGCUGGCCGCCACCUUUGAGCAGCCGCUUCAGAGGCCGGACACUCGCAUCAAGCCAGCGGCCAGGUCCGAGAGGGUCCGAGACGCCCUCUGCGCCUACAUUGCCGGCACGGCGUGA